Messenger RNA from Henningerozyma blattae CBS 6284, 1155 nucleotides. It is a transcript of the gene GRH1, whose product is annotated as Grh1p. The transcript has a single exon. The coding region runs from base 1 to 1155 and encodes 384 amino acids. Lineage: Eukaryota; Fungi; Ascomycota; Saccharomycetes; Saccharomycetales; Saccharomycetaceae. Gene Ontology annotation, cellular component: Golgi apparatus. Gene Ontology annotation, biological process: Golgi organization. Gene Ontology annotation, molecular function: protein binding. The record is from RefSeq and is a predicted model, not a curated record.
AUGUUUCGUAUUGCUAAGUCCUUAGUAAAAUCCAUUGAACAAAGUGUCCAGGAUACUUUAUCGUUUUCCCAGGAUUCUCAAUUAGAUGCAUUUUUCCAGUCGAUCCCUCCAAAUUUAAUAUUACCUCAAUUGUUACCACCUAAUUAUAGUCCAGAUGAUCCCUCUUUGACCGGGACCCAACCACUAUUUGAAUUUACACAGAAGCACAAUAACAUUAUUUCUGGGUUGCGUAUCGUGUACGUGGAUGAAAGUCAAUUACAAUUGCAAUCAUAUUUUGAUCAUAUUGUUGGUAUCAAUGAUAAUCCUUUACCAUUGGUUUAUAAUUAUAAUACUCCAUAUCCAAAUUAUGAUAAAAUAUUUGAAAUAUUGAACAAUAGCGUCUCUAGUUUUGUUAAAUUCAAUAUUUGGUCUGCAAAAGGGGGAACCUUUCGUGAUGAAUAUUUAUCAAUACUACCAAAUUCAAGUGAGGAUGAACUAACAGAUAUUAGCCUGGAAAAUAUCUCAAAUAAUACUACUACACAUGCUUCAAACUCACAAGGAUUCCAAAAAUUAAGCUUUAAAGUCCAAUGGUCUCCACUUAACGCUUCUACUUUUACUUAUCAUAUUUUAAAUCUAAAUAUUCCAAAUGGCCCAGCAUUCGUGGCUGGCCUAAUCCCUGAUGAAGAUUAUAUUAUAGGCUGCCAAGAUGGAUUACUGGCUACUGGUGGCAAUGGAUUGCUACAGGAUAUCAUCAGAUCAAGAGCAAACCAUUCGUUAAUAUUGUACGUGUUUAAUAAAAUUGAAGAUAACGUCAGACCAGUCACAGUGAAUAUUGGCCCAGAUGGAAGAUUAGGCAGCAAUAUUGGCUAUGGUUUUCUUCAUAGGAUUCCUGCUCCACAUGGCACGGUGGUGGCACCAACACCUGCAAAUCCAAAUGUAACUUCUACCUAUUCACCUAACACUAUUACUUCCCCUCAACAAGUGCCUCCACAAUCUUCAGAAACUUUCAUUCCAAAUGCAGUUGUCCAUCCUCCACUAGCCAAGAAAAAUAAACCACAUGCUGAAAAGAAAGAAAAGAAAGUUAACAUGAUGGACUACUUCAACGAAGGUAAGGAUCAAAGUGCUGUUAGGAAAGUUGACCAAGACGCAACCCCCCCACCAAUCUUGCACAAGUAG